Molecule: messenger RNA, 3604 nt
Organism: Oryzias latipes (Japanese medaka)
Lineage: Eukaryota; Metazoa; Chordata; Actinopteri; Beloniformes; Adrianichthyidae
Gene: tdrd1
Product: tudor domain containing 1
Source: RefSeq, marked provisional
UUUUGCCUAACAGAGCAGCACGUGCAGUCACAACUUCCGAAAUGAACGAGCUGCGUAUGCCGAACUUGGUUCGACCCAAUCGGCCUUUGAGAGAACCCGCAUCCAGGCCCUUGACUCCUUCAAGGUUUCCCGUUCCUAGCCAGCCAGAUGCCGCAUAUACAGGCUCUGCAGCAGGGUCCACUGGACUUGGCUCUCCUGGACCAGCCAACAUGGAUGGCAGUACAUCUUUUGGAUUGGUCCAGCCUGCACCGACUGCACGCUUUUGCCACUACUGUGGCCAACAAGGGAUUUUUCGAUGUAAAGGCUGUAAGAAGACCCCAUAUUGCUCCGUGGAUUGUCAGAGAGAAGACUGGAAGGCCCACCGCCAUAUGUGCAAGUCUUUUGAUCCAGAGACUGUAGGAGAAAACAUGAAAGAAAGUCCAGAUUCAGAUAAUGUGAGAGAGGACUCGCUCAACAUUCAGAGAAUCUAUUUGAAGGACUUGAAUGCUACUAAAUACACUAAAGGAGCAGAAAUCCAGGGUGCUGUUGUUGAGUUCAACAGCCCUGGAAGGUUCUUCUUUCUUCCUGAAGACCCUAAGGUGAUGGAAGCUCUAAUGAGCAUUACAGCAGAGCUUCAAAAAAAACCCAGCUCCACUGUGGGGACACCUUAUGUACCGUGUGUUGGGGAAGUUUGCUCAGUUCAGUUCUCCUCUGAUUUGAAUUGGUACAGAGGUCUCAUUCAGACUUUGGCUGCUGAUCAAAAGACAGCUCAUGUUCUUUACAUCGAUUAUGGAAAUGCAGAAAAUGUCCCAGUGGAAAGGAUCAAACCCCUGAAUAUUGCCACUAAGCCAUAUUGCCCCUGUGCUAUGGAGUGUCAGAUUGCUGGUGUUGUGCCAAUAGUUGACAGCUGGUCGACGGAGUGCUGUAUGACCGUGAGACAGCUGCUGGGUGGCAAAACUCUGACCAUCAAGCUGGUGGACACACUGAAGAAUGGCCGUGUCCAUACAGUGGACAUCCAGCUUUCCAUAGGAAAACAACUGAGUACGUUCCUCCUUGAGCAAGGAUAUGCUUUUGCAGAAGCAGCAGCUGUCGGUUCUGCACCAGCAAAGAAAGACCCAAGUGCCCUACUGGAAGCAUCUAUGGAAAACUUCAAGCGUUGCUGUGAGGGGAAAGACAUCAAUGAAUGGGCUCAACCCCCUGAGCCACUCACACUGACCAUUGGAGACCGCUUCUCUGUUGUGGUCAGUCAUUUCCAGUCACCCACCGACUUUAUUGUGCAAAAGGUGGAAAAUGCUGGAGUGAUCCAGGAUCUGCAGCUGAAGCUGAGGGAGCACUGCUCCGGGGUUGAAACCCAACAGGAUUUCAGACCAGCUCCAGGCACCGUUUGUUGCGCUCAGUUCUCAGAGGACAAGCAAUGGUACAGAGCACAAGUUCUGGCUUAUUCCACAGAGAAGAGCGUCUGUGUUGGAUACAUUGACUUUGGUAAUUCUGAGGAGGUGGACUUGAACCACCUGAGACCCAUCAGCCCUGCUCUACUGGCUCUUCCAAAGCAGGCAAUCUCCUGUAUCCUUGCAGGAGUCCAGCCUGUUGAGGACAGCUGGUCAGAGGAAUGCAUUUCAACCAUGCUGCGAAUGAUAGCAAACAAAACGGUGAACGUAGAGAUCCAGAGUGCCCACAAGGGAAAGGCGCUAGUGGCGAUUAUCGAAGGAGAAGGUUACUCUGAAAUCAACGUGGCUGAGCUGCUGAUUUCUGCAAACUACGCGGCUCCUGCUGACUCAAACACUCUUCAACAAACCGAAGAGACCACUGCUUCUGCAGAACCACCCGCAUCUCCUCCUGUGUGUGAACCUCUGGUUUGGUCUUGUGUUGAGCUUCCCAGUGAUGGCCAGACAGUGGUGCUGUCCACUAGUGCUGUGACGAGCCCUGCAGAGUUCUACUGCUGUGUCGGCCCUACCACUGAUCAUCAGGUGUUGAUGGAGCUUGGGGUUCAGUUGAAGCAGCAUUGUCAGUCUGACUCCACAUACUUCGUGCCGAAGGUUGGAGAGCCCUGCUGCGUCAAAUUUUCAGGUGACGGGAAAUGGUACCGAGCCAUGGUGAAGGAACUGUUGGGAGAUGUGGUGAAAGUGAACUUUGUGGACUUUGGUCAUAACAUGAUUGUAGGCAAAGGCUGCCUCCGUUCGAUUACACCCAAACUCCUGAAACUUCCUUUUCAAGCCGUUCGCUGCUGGCUUGCAGGUGUGAAGCCCGCAGGAUCAGAGUGGAGCAGUGAAGCCCUGCUUUGGUUUCAGAACCUGGUGGACGGUGCGCAGCUUUUGGCGCGGGUCGUCUCCGUCUCCCAGCAGGGGUACGGCGUGGAGCUGGAGAGCGGAGGGCAAAGUGUGGCAGCUGCCCUGGUUUCCCAGCAGUUUGCCAAACCCUCUGGAAACUUGAGCAAGGAUCCAGUGAGGAGCCCCACGACCAAACAAGAGGAUCUAAGAGGGGGAGAUCAGAGCCAGGCAUUGACUCCAGCAAGUAAUGACACACAAGCUGUUUGUGAGGAUGGAAAAAGUGAAGAGGAGCCUUCAGAGGUUGCAACUUUCUCAUCGGCUUGGAAGACGGCAGAAUUGCCUCUGAAUGAGACCUUUCAGCCCUGCGUUGCAGCGGUCAUCAAUCCCACCCUGUUCUACCUGCUUCAUCCCAUCCAAAACGUGGAUCAACAGAAGCUUCAGGAGGUGAUGUUGGAGCUGGCUCUUCACUGCAGCAACUAUCAGAGCUCGUCAUCUGUGGACACCAGACCUGUUCCUGGAGCUGCCUGCUGUGCGCAGUUCUCUGUGGACAAGAUUUGGUACCGUGCCAUCAUUUUGGAAGUUGGUGAAGCUGAGAUGAGUGUUGUCUAUGCCGACUACGGUAACUCUGAGAAAGUCCCCGUUUCCCAAAUCUUGCCGAUUCCCACGCGUCUGUUGCAGCUUCCUUUUAAGAUCAUUCGCUGCACACUCGCUGGAAAUGAGCAUUUUCCAGUGGAAUGGCCACCUCAAGUGCAGCAGGUGUUUCGGUCCGAGCUAUUGAACGUCAUGGCAACCGUGCAGUCCUUCGACGGCUCUGCUAACGUGCUCUCCCUGGCAUUGCCCCCUGAGAGGGGUGGGAGGAACCUUGCCGCCGUGAUCCAGGAGAUGCUGCAUGUCCACCGUAAGGGCAGCCCUCUUCCAGACGCCUCUCAGACGCCUGGCAGCGAUGCAACAGAACCGAGCUGCAUCAAGCUCGGGUCGACAACUGCAUCCCCAGACGAGCCAGAAGAUGCAGCUGAGCCUGCUGAUGCAGUAACCAACACCCAGGAGUCGACGCCCCAGGAGCAGAAGGAAAUGGAUCAGGCUACAUCUGUCCAUGAUCUUCAAGGCCCCGGCUGCUGCUGUCAGAGCCUGAAGAAGCAGAUGGACAGACUGGAGAAGAUGGUUCAGCUGCUGUUAAGUCUUCAAGCAGAAGGAUGAGAGGAGUAAAUUAAAAAAAAGAGCAUGUUCAGCCUCAGUUCUCCUUCUGUGUUGAGAUGUUCACUAUUCUGAAAGUUUUUUUCAAGUCCCAUCUUCUAACCAGUCAGCUUGUAAAUGUUCGGUGUGUUUGGGUUCAAUAUAAAACAACUCUUGUGUUAAAA